AUUACGCCUCCAGCCAUGAAGACGAACGGACGGGACAACUACGCUCUUAGUGUGGACGGCACGAUCGGGGUGUCGGCGGAGGGCUGGGACGCCGGGCACCAAGGAAGGAGGUCGAGGGCAGUCCGUCCUUGGACGUGUUGCCAGGUCACCCUCAUGGUCCUGGCCUCUGGGUGCGUGGCGAUGAGCGUGGCGAUGCUGGCGGGAGGGUACCAGGCCAUGUUUGACGCUGUGCUGAAGGCGAACAUGGAGGUGGUGGAGGGCUCGCGGGCGUACGACAUCUGGCGCGUGACCCCCGUGCCAAUGUUCCUCCGCUUCUACUUCUUCAACAUCACCAACCCGGAGGAGUUCGCGGCGGGGGGCAAGGCGGCACUACAGGAGGUGGGGCCCUACUGCUACAGGGAGUACCACGAGAAGCAGAACGUGUCCUUCCACGGCAACGACACGGUGACCUUCCUGCAGCAGCGGUGGUGGGUGUGGGACGCAGAGACCUCGGGGAACAACACUCAGGAAGACCCCAUCGUCAACCUUAACACCAUACCCAUUUCCUCGGCGUGGGGCGUGCGGGACAGUCCGGGGCAGCUCACCAGUCUCAACCUGUUCUUCAAGAAAAAGGAGGAACCGCUCAUCCUUACAGCCACGGCCGGGCAGCUCAUCUUCGACGGGUACACGGACCCGCUGCUGGACUGGAUGCAGAACGCCACGCUGCCCCCGGAGGUCGACCUGCCCCCUGGCCUCACCGACUACGACAAAUUCGCGUGGUUCUACAAGCGCAACUUGUCCCUUACGUACGAUGGAGAGUUCAACAUGUACACAGGCCACGACACCCUUGACAAUUUGGGGAGAAUCGACACAUGGAACAGAGUGCGGGAGACGGACUUCUACGAGAGCCCGUGUAACCGCGUCGGAGGCUCUGCGGGAGAGAUGUGGCCACCGAACAGAGGCAAGGACCUGAUCGACUUCUACAGCCCCGACCUUUGCAUGACCAUGCCUGUAUAUUAUGAGGAGGAGGUCGAGAUAAGAACGGCCUCCUGCCCAAUGCCACAUAGGCAACAAUCACACCUUUGCCAACGGAGCGUGGUGCCGGGAAACGAGGCUACUGUGUCGACGGAACCUGCGCUACAGUUCAACAUGGACCUCAUACCG
Eriocheir sinensis (Chinese mitten crab) is the source of this 1143-nucleotide messenger RNA. RefSeq names its product protein croquemort-like. The transcript has 10 exons. Gene Ontology annotation, cellular component: cytoplasm; membrane. Lineage: Eukaryota; Metazoa; Arthropoda; Malacostraca; Decapoda; Varunidae. The record is from RefSeq and is a predicted model, not a curated record. Gene Ontology annotation, molecular function: scavenger receptor activity. The annotation marks the transcript as partial.